Messenger RNA from Drosophila erecta, 510 nucleotides. RefSeq names its product protein Z600 (gene Z600). The coding region runs from base 122 to 394 and encodes 90 amino acids. The transcript has a single exon. The record is from RefSeq and is a predicted model, not a curated record. Lineage: Eukaryota; Metazoa; Arthropoda; Insecta; Diptera; Drosophilidae.
CUGAAAUUGCGCACCCACAUCAAGUGGAUAUAAAGAGGGCCGGGGUCAAAAGGAAAUCAGUAGCAAGUCGGCAACGCCAAGCUUCACAUUAACCUCCUGAUCAACCGACCUAGUACCAAUCAUGUCGUCGACCAAUGAAACCAACCAAGUGCUGCAGCGCCUAAACAGCUUGAAAAUCGUGGAAACCCCAAAGGAGCAGAGGGAGUUGGGGAAACGCGAGUGCUACUCCCUGGACAGCAAGAAGUAUUCCCUGGUACCAGCCACCCCUAGCAGCGGAGGACACGGAAAGUUCCAAACCGAGCUCAAAAAGCGUCGCAAAAACAAACUGAAUCGCAUGUGCACUUACGAGGCUGACAAGCUUUUUAUCAAGGCGCGCAAAUCCUUGAAUUUCUAGUCAUAAUACGAGCCGAUGUAAUCACCUUAGUCAUAAGCAGCAUUGAUUUCAAAUCGUACAAGUCACAAUUUUCUCGCGCUCUAGCACAAAAAAUAUAUACAAAUACAUUUAAAAUA